Molecule: messenger RNA, 442 nt
Organism: Amblyraja radiata (thorny skate)
Lineage: Eukaryota; Metazoa; Chordata; Chondrichthyes; Rajiformes; Rajidae
Product: collagen alpha-1(X) chain-like
Exons: 6
Biological process (GO): extracellular matrix organization
Molecular function (GO): extracellular matrix structural constituent conferring tensile strength
Source: RefSeq, a predicted model, not a curated record
GGUGACAUUGGCUUUAGUGGCCCUAAAGGCUCUCGAGGAACUCCAGGAACUGGAAUUAAAGGUGCCAAGGGUGAUAUUGGCCACCAUGGACCAUCUGGUCCUAAAGGCAAUGCAGGAAUUGGGUUACAAGGUGUAAAGGGGGACCAAGGCUUUAAAGGACCCCCAGGGCCAAGAGGUCCAAGAGGAGAAGGUUUAAUUGGAGAAAAGGGGGAUCGAGGGUUUCCUGGAGAGAUGGGUCAAAGAGGAAUAGGACAAAGUGGACCUCCAGGUCCCAAGGGGGAUCCCGGAGUGCCAGGAACUGCAGGAACCUCUGGAAUUCCUGGAGAUUUUGGAUCAAACGGAGAUAAGGGUGAGCAGGGAAACCCAGGACUACCUGGCCCACCAGGGGUUGGUAUUAAAGGAGAUCCAGGUCAACAGGUAAAGUCCUGAUCUUUUGGCACCA